Molecule: messenger RNA, 984 nt
Organism: Phytophthora sojae
Lineage: Eukaryota; Oomycota; Peronosporomycetes; Peronosporales; Peronosporaceae
Exons: 5
Molecular function (GO): zinc ion binding
Source: RefSeq, a predicted model, not a curated record
GACAUUCGCUAUCUCAGUAAAGCUCGCUCGGCCAAGCAGUUCAAGGCGCUCAGUAAACUCUUUCUCGAGUUUUGGAUCCAACAAAACGAGCGAGACAACGCCAAGUGGUUCGAGGACAUUUACUUGGGUGACACGUGGGGGAACUGGUUCUACGUCGCCGCCGCCGCAGGCAUUACACCGUCCCAGAAUGCCCUUGAGGCUCAUCACCGCGUGAUCAAGAAGGUGUGUGUCGGGACGCUUCGGGCAAGUAUAGCGGUCGUCUUGAACGACUCAAUUCCUCGUAUUCUUGGUCUCCAAGAAAGCGAGCCGGCUCGCCCUGCUCUAAACCACUUCUCGGAAGGUCCGUUCAUGAGUGGUGUAGUAGCGCGCGCGCAAACGCUUGUCCAAGAGAAGUCUAAUCACUACAUGAUCAAGGACACACGGGCGAAGUUUGUGAAGGCGUUCUUGUUUAACGCUUCCAAGUUCGUGGUAUCGCCCAAGAACAUUCACAGUGCUGUUUUGAACCGCGACCGUGCCACAAUCUACAGGAACUCCAUCAACGGCAAACUACCGCCAGGGAUGACUGUAAACCUGGUGGAAUUGCACUGCUUGUCCAUUCACCAAAUUCAGGCGAUUCGGAAGAAGUAUGUGUGCGACUGCGCCCUGUUUUAUCAAACAGGGUGGCAAUGCUCCCAUGUCGUCACUGCCAUGACAUUGCAGAAGGAGAUCAGCAUUCAAGGGAUGCUAAAGGCGUUGCCAACGAGAAAGCUAAGUGGUGGGCAGCGCAAGCGCGUGGGUCCGCUCACAGAAGGCGGAGACAACACUCACCGAUUCUCCCAGUUUCUGUUGGGAAAGGGGAUCUCGUGGGGGGAGACCAACGGCGUCUUCUUCUGGAUGACGAAGUUUUCCAACGGUGCGCAAGUCAAGCUGGAGUGCCAAGAGUUAGCCGAGUGUCUUAACAGGGCCUACACCCAUGGUGCAGAUGUUGCUGGAGCCGUGGCGAUC